AUGGUUGCUGAUUCGUCGUUUAUUCCAUCACCAAUAGUUAGAAGCAAAAGUUCAUGGAGUAUUUCAGUACCAUCAAACAAAAACACUGAACUUACUCGUGGAUACACACGAAUAUGGCCCUGUAAUGUUAAACUUUCAAGAUACCAAACACUGACACAUCCUAGCAAUUAUUAUAAUUAUGCAAGAAAAUCUGUCUAUCCUCGUCAUAGUGAAACAAUGUGGAAUUUAGUUAAUAAAGCAGCUAUCCAGAAUGCUGCUCAUGAACGAGCUGAAGCAGAAGAUUUACGUUUACAAACAUGGCAAAAAAUUCAACAAGCUAACAGACAAACUAGAAAUCGACAAGCUGAAGUAACAAAUAAACUACGUGAAAGAGUGGAGGAAAUAAGUCACUGGAAAAAUGCAUUAAACACUGAAAUUCAUUUGAAUGAUCAAGAACAAGAAAGAUUAAAAACGAGCAUACAACUUCUGAAUUACAAUAAAGACUACAUUCGAAAACCAUUAGAAAUCGCUGAAGGAUGCUUGGCAAACAGGGAACAAAGACAAGGUAUUGAUGAAGUUAAAGAUAUUGUCGAGAAAGCAUUGAGUAAAGAAGUACAAAUUGUUAAUAAAGGCAUUGAGCAGAUUGAUAAACUUAUUGAAAAAGCAGAUAUUCAGCUAAAACUUUUACGUUCAACACAAAAUGAGCUACAAAAAGAUGCUAAUGAUAAGAAUCAUGCUCAUAAAAUUGAUGAUCACUUAUUUGGUCUGUGUAAUUCGUCAGCAAAUAUUGCUCUUUACGAUGGAAUUGAAUAUAUAGACAACACUCGGAGUAACCCUACUUCAUGGAUGAAAUAUACUCAAGAGAAUUUAAUUCGAUCACAAAAUCAACGUAAUGCAUCCGAAAACCUACGUGAGAAAAUCGACACUACAUUAAGAAGUGUCAUCGGAAACGUGCACAGUCAAUUUGUCAGCGUAAACAAUGCACUCCAAACUCGAAUUACGGAGGUAGCCAGUGCAAGAGAUGAUCUCCGUUUAUCCUUGAGAAAAGUUACCCAAGAAUUAUAUGAAGUGGAAAACUUAAUAGAUGCAAUUAAGAAAACCACAGACGAUAAAAUGAAACCGCUAAAAGUUGCACAAACGAGAUUGAAAGAAAGAACUAGAAGAAUAAAUGUUGAAAGUUGCUAUGACCAACCAAUGAAAACCCUUCAGACCGAAGUUCUGGAACUUAGGAAAACAAUUGAAGAACUGAAAAACGAAAGAAGAAAUGCCUGCUUAACAUUAGCUCGACUACAGAAGAGUCGAGCGUUGCUAGAAAAGGAAAUAGAAACAAAAGAGAAUUCUCUGUCAAUCGAUCAAAAGUGUUUAAGUAUGCGGAAAAGUUUUCCCAUAAAAGACAAACAUGGAUCGUUGUACGCUAUUCCAGUUAGCUACUAG
This is a messenger RNA of Trichobilharzia regenti, 1413 nucleotides long. Lineage: Eukaryota; Metazoa; Platyhelminthes; Trematoda; Strigeidida; Schistosomatidae. The record is from the annotation of a GenBank genome assembly.